Messenger RNA from Hypanus sabinus (Atlantic stingray), 8527 nucleotides. Its product is annotated as rho GTPase-activating protein 39-like. Gene Ontology annotation, cellular component: cytoplasm; cytoskeleton. NCBI's taxonomy places the organism in Eukaryota, Metazoa, Chordata, Chondrichthyes, Myliobatiformes, Dasyatidae. Gene Ontology annotation, biological process: signal transduction. The transcript has 11 exons. The coding region runs from base 382 to 3540 and encodes 1052 amino acids. The record is from RefSeq and is a predicted model, not a curated record. Gene Ontology annotation, molecular function: protein binding; GTPase activator activity.
CUGUUGCAGGUUGCAGCAACACCUCGUUUCCUGAAGUCUUCCCUGCCAGCAGAGGGGAGCAGUGAAUGGGCUAACCCUGCGUGGCUGGAUUUCUGCGAGCUUGCUCUUUGUGUCUCCUCCAUUCCCUCGGUGGUUACUCCCGCCCCCUUCGCCGGAGAGCGGCAGGUCGGAUUUCACAUCCGCGACGUUAUUCAGAGGCUGGGUGGAGGUUCUUACUCUGCGCCGCCAACAACUAGCUGUUUGCGCUCGACAUGUAAUAAAAAUGGCUGAGAGUUGCCACUUGACCUCAUGCGUUCCUCCAGUAGAGUGUCGCCCCAGAUUCCAGCAUCUGCUGUAGUUUAAAUCUCUACACGUAGGCACGGUUGUUGAACAGUGACAUAGAUGGAUGCAGAGAGAAACGAGGUACCUGGCUCAGACUGGGUGGAGAUUAUCGAGCCUAGGACACGCGAACAUAUGUAUGUUAACCUGGUGACAGGUGAGUGUGGCUGGGAUCCUCCACAGCACGUGCAUGUCAGGCAGUCUAGUGAGAACCAGUGGUGGGAGCUCUUUGACCAAAACAACAACCGGUUCUAUUACUACAAUGCCCUCACUAAGCAGACGGUCUGGCAUCGGCCGCAGAACUGUGAUGUCGUCCCUUUGGCGCGGCUCCAGGCGAUGAAACGGAAUUCCCAGUCAGACGGUCGGAGCCAGGCGCCAGUGGAAGGUGCUCAGAUCCGAAGUACUUACAACGUCAAGGGUCGUGCGUUUUCAGCCCAGCUGCUGGGGAUUGAAGGGAUGGAGAAAGGGAGCGAGGCUGCAGGUAUCACACAAGAUCAACAGGAUGCAACAAACAGGAAGGAAUGUGGAAGGACAAAUCCCACCUGGCAGCCUGCCCCAGGCACAAAGGCAUCGAUGCUGGUAAAAGUAGACAGUGGAACGAGUUCGGUCUCCUCGCACGGCUCAGUAACCCAGCAACAGAACACUCCGUCAGCCACUGUGGAGAAGCCCCACUCUGCCAGAGCCCCAAGCCAGGCCCAAGCGCAGCAGGCUGCCUGUUUCCCACUCGGGGGAAAGGCCCCCACCGCCCUCGAGUCCAAGCCAUCCCUACACCUAAAGAAGACCGAAAAUGGGGGCUUCUGCCUUGUGUUGACGAAUGGCCCUCAGCACCAAACCCCCCAGAAGGCCCAUUCUGGGCAAGCGCAGCCUCUGUCUCCAAAGUGUGCCUCUGCAGCCCCCAUUUACGAUGAGCCACCAAUCGAGUCGCCGAUCUACGAUGAACCGCCGAUGGAGGUGGAGCUGGAGGGGGUUCCUCGUGGUAAAGCGGCAGCCCAGAAGGUUGCUGGCCAGGCGUCACAAAAGGGGCCGACGAAGCUGCUUCAGAACUCUGCCUUUCAGCCACAGGGUAUCAAUAAACACGCAAGGAAGCCAUCCAAUACAGAGUACAGUCCAGUCGGCAGAGAAUACAUUAAACAGAUGGUAAACAUUGACCCAGCUUCAAAGCAGACACCUUCCCCGAAUGGCACGUGCAACAGCUCCAUAACUCACUCGGGGCCCUUAGUGGCCAAGGACCACAGCAAGCAGCAGUGGAAGAUCUUGGAUGCAAACUCACUGAAAGGCAACGAGCUACACAGUCGCCAGAGCAGCAUGCAGUCGCAGGAGUACCCAACAUCUGUGAUCAGCCACCAGGACUCGGGUUACUCGACGGGCCCUUCUCCCAGCCUGAGGCGCAGGAAGGGCAGGAGGACCGCAGCAGGCCAGGCCAGGCCUGGGUCCCUGGGCAGCAGCAGCGAACUCAACGUCCUUAACGAGAAGCUGAUGGCGGAGAUGCGGGCGGUGGUGGGCCGGGCCGUGGAGGUCAGGGGCAGCCAGGCAAGCCUGAACGCGGACAUCGCCGAGAGUUGUAUUCUUGCGGACAUUCAUAAGAUUCGCCUGCAGUCCGAAGGCCGCCACCUCAGGCAGUACACUAACCUCUGCUCAAAGGACAACAUUGCAGCCAGCAACAGGUCCUUGCAUAAAUUGAACUCUGAGAUAAGAGCCUCAGUUGACAGUGAACUAUCAACACGGCAGGAAGUUGUCCGUCAGAAAAGAACAUUUGAAAAGGUGGAUUUUUCCAGCAAUUCAUUGGAAAGAAGCAUAACCAGUCAGAUUAGUCUUUCAUUGCCAAGCCCUGUACGGAACACACCACAGGUCCAGAAUGUGGGCGGCAAUCGUAAACUGAACUCAGGUGGACAGACUAUCAACGUGGGCUAUCAUUUUCCUUACACCACCUUGCGCAAGCCCCUUCCGGAGAAGAGUAUGGAAGACUGGGCAGCCAAGCAUCUGAACAUGCACACCCGGGGCAUCUUCAGGCGCCGGCUGUCCAUCGCCAACAUGCUGUCCUGGGUUGGAGGCUCCAUCAAGAAGCCCAUGCUGGUCACCAGCGAUCGGAUCAUCAAGAAAGACGCCUGUGAGCUCUUCAAGUUUGUGCAGAUGUACAUGGGUGACAGGCAGACACGGAUGGAGAGGCUUCCGAUUGCCCUCAUGAUCGUCACCAAGUGCUGGACCAUGCAGGGCAUUCGAGAUGAACUUUACAUCCAGCUGUGCAGGCAGACCACGGACAAUCUCUGCUACCAAAGCUUAGCCUCCGGCUGGGAACUCAUGGCCAUCUGCUUGGCCUUCUUCUCUCCUUCGCCCAAGUUUCAGUCCUACUUGGAGGGGUACAUCUAUCGGCACACUGACCCUACAAAUGAUGUGAAAAUUACCCAACGUAUCAACGAACUACUGGAAAUGAAAAAUAAGAAGUUCUCAAAGUCCAGGAAGAAGAGGAAACAGAAUAUUGAGGAGGAAGAAGAUCUACUUAUCAGCACGUAUGCAAAAUAUUGUUACCGUAAGCUUCAGAAGGUUGCUGUGACUGGAGGAAAAAAGGGCCUGAGGAAACCAACCAUUGAGGAAAUCCACCAUGCAAAAAACGCUAUCCUGACCCCCUCCAUGUUUGGCAGCUCCCUGGAAGAGAUUAUGGAAAGACAACGGGAGCGCUAUCCGGAGAAGAAGCUGCCCUGGGUUCAAACCCAUCUGUCUAAUAAAGUUUUGGGAUUGGGUGGUGCGCAGGUUGAAGGUAUCUUCAGAGUGCCUGGAGAUAUUGAUGAAGUAAAUGCACUGAAACUACAGGUUGAUCAGUGGAGAAUCCCAGACAAUCUUGCUGACCCCCACAUACCAGCCUCCCUGCUCAAGCUGUGGUACCGUGAGCUGGAGGAGCCUCUGAUCCCACAGAAGUUCUACCCACAGUGCGUCAACAACUACGAGAAUCCCGAGGCUGCUGUCGCUGUCGUCGCCUCUCUGCCGGAAAUAAAUCGCCUUGUCCUUGGUUACCUCAUCCACUUUCUCCAGAUCUUUGCACAGCCAGUUAACGUGAGCAAAACCAAGAUGGAUGUCAACAACCUCGCCAUGGUGAUGGCCCCAAACUGCUUGCGCUGCCAGUCCGACGACCCGCGAGUUAUUUUUGAGAACACGCGGAAGGAGAUGUCCUUCAUUCGUCUGCUGAUCGUCCACCUGGACACCAGCUUCGUCAAAGCUGACCUGUGAGAAGCAGGCAGGACACCAGCAGUAAAUCAGCAUGCCUGUCAGUGUUGGGCGGUCCCUUCCACGAGUGGUGCAUGUGUUUGUUUUUCCCUUCGCUCGACCUUCCCCUCUCCCUUUAGAAUAAUUUCCCUCAGUAACAAUGGCUGGACAAUCAUCGUAAGCACAAAUAUUGCCUCUAAUUGCAACCCAGGGCUUGCAGCACAGUCCAAUGCCUUAGUGCUGUUGACUCCUGGUUCCAGUUCCCUGAGUACACGAUGAAAGUUCGAAUCCGAGAAGAGUCUGGGGGUGGAGGAACACUGUGUCCAAGGCGUUGAACAUUGAGUUAAUUACCUAAAAUCCUAAACUUGAGAACUUUCAGUCCAUGUGCAAGUUAAUUUAUUUCUCCACAGCUCAGAAUUUAAAAGGUGCCUUGUUCUUGGAGAAAACCGGACCAAGAUUUGGAUUGGAUUGGAAGGGUUUCUUCAAAACUGUAAACAACAGAGGUGUUUCAGUCUUCAGAGGGACAAGAGUGAAACACCACUGCACUUUUGAGGAAGGGUUACGGGGAAGGUGAUUAGUGGACAUGGGGAGACCACCCUAUUUUGACAUACAACCAGGAGACAAGAGGGGAGUCUGUGCAAACGUGACAGGUUUGAAAGAAAGAAAAACACUGUUUUAACUGGGAUUGUCUCUCUAUUUUUAAAAAGUGAGAUAAAUAAAAGAAACUCAGGAUCCCAGAUUAAAAUCUCAAAAUAGAUGUUUACUUCCACUGGAGAGAAAAGUAGAACAACUGUUACAAAAUGUUUCAGAUACUGCCUUGUGGGGGGGGGGGGGGGAUGCUGAAUUCUUCCAUUAAUCUUGAUGGAGGAUGAUAAAUUUCCUCAAUUUUAAAUCCCUUUGCAAGAUCUUAAUCUGGGUUUCAUGAUGGUACACAAUAGGUAGAGCGUGUGUGUGUCUAAGUGCGCAUGAGCAUACAUUCUUUUUUAUUCUAUUGAUUUGGCCUUGUUUUUUGUCUGAUUCAAUCCCAACAGGGGUUCCCCUAUUUAAAGAGUUUGUUUAAUUAUGUUGUCAGACCGUUAUCAGGUCCUGGUUUUCAUCCAGAGCACGAGUCCCUUCCCAGUUGACUGAAAAGUGGUCCUUAAAUUAGCAAUAGUAUUCAUUUUAAAUCUUUAUCUUCAAAGCACUGGCUGAUAACUUCAGUUCAUGUUUUUCCUCGUCCUUCGUUUGGAAAGCAGACGAAAUACGUUGCCUUAUUGUCAACAGAUGUAUUGCUUUAACCUUUCCUUAAUAAUCGGUCUCAAAACCCACAGGAGGCUUCACCCUAUAUGAUUGCAGAUCCUGUGUCAAGAACUUUAAGGAAAUAAAAACACACUAGGGGGAUGCAAAAUAUUCUGUGAAAAUUGUGAGUCCUUAUAGUGACAUUCAAAUCGUAUUUACUACUUAAGGCAAAAAAAGUACUGGCCCAGUAAACAUGGGCAUUUGAUCUCAGAGGUGAGAGUAUCAGUCUUUAAGUUCUUGGAGUUUAAUUUUUGUUAUUUCAUACUGAAUUAAUUUAUAUUUUGUAAAACAUAUAUCUUCAUUUAGAAUCUGUGCUCAUAAUUUGUUCAAGGAUGAGCAAAAAUUGCUUGUCUAGGAUCUUGAAAGGGACUUUCUGUUUAAAGGUUAUCACUGCUUUUGGCAUUGUGACUUUAAGGAGGUGUGGAAGAAAGCUUUCUCCCCUCAUUCUCUCCAUUUCUGGGUUAGGGGAACUGGGGGGGGGGGGGUAGCUAUGUACAAAUAAACCACACGCACCUGUGCUGCAGCUGAGUCAAGUUUUGAGAAAAGGCAAGCAUUUUUAUCCCAUGGGGGUUAUGACCACUUCUAGAGUCUGUUCUUUCUCCCCACUUCCUCCAUUACAGCUGCUGAACUAAAUUUAUUUUGUAGCAUUUUUGCCUGUGUGAGGGACGCUUUGGGAGGGUGGGGUAAGAGGUCAGGAUAAAGGCUGGAGGCUUCCUCUGUUGGCUCUCACUGUUUUCUUCCUAUUUACACAGUUUGGCAGUGCUUUGAAAGUGACGUGCAAACCUCUUCAGAGAUUGCAACUCUUGAACUGAGUUGCUGAUUGGUGUGAGAUUAAACACAACAUUUCAUUUAAGACAAAUCUGUUGUGAGAGUUUCUGAUUACACUCCCUUAUAAACGAGGAAAAGGGAUCUGUUUCUCUCCAGUAUUUGAAAAGAGCAAAUUAAAUACAAACUCUUUCUGCUCCUCGUUAGCUGCUUGUACAGAAUGACUUUAAUUCAGUUAUCUUUGCUGUGGCUUGGUCUUUUGGCAGCUGAUUAAAUUUUAUGGUUAGGAAGUGGUUUCUUGCUGGAUUGUCUGCACCCAAUGUCUAGACAUGUGCCAAUGAACUCCCCUUCCCUCUCCUUGUGCUACAAGGUGUGGAGUGUUAACAUGGCUGCAAUUCUGUUCUGAUUCCAAGGCAGCGCUCUCUAAAUUCGAACAUUAAAGCUCUUCAAAAUAGUUCACACGUGAGAUUAAUCACGUGAGUUCACGUGUGAACUAUUUUGAAGAGCUUUAAUGUUGCAUUGCUUUUACGGAAUUCACAAAUCAUCCAUGUUGGAAAUAUUUAAAAGUUAGAUGGAACGUUUCCCUGUACACUGCAAACUUUCUCUUUCUUCUUUGGAUCUGCUGUCUGAAGGAGAUGAAAGGAAUGUGAGAUGGCUUCUGUACUUCGGGCUGGAAUCAGGGACUUCCCUGGAAGUGUAUUCAGUCACUUGACUGCAGGGGUUGAUACUUCAUUCUGUUGCCUUCCAUUGCUAGGUUGGGAUAUUCAGUGUGGGGCUCUCAGUUCCUGUUCAGAUUUCCUGGAGCGAUCAGCUCCUGCAGGAGGGUAUGGUUCUGCAGCGGUUUAGAGGAAGUGGUGAGAGGGGAGAGUUCCCAUUCCGAAGAUGGUUCUUCCAACCAUUACCUCACUGCCUGACUUUCCUGAUGUGUAAGACUCCUUUCUCUUCCUGGUCAUCGUGUUUACACAGGCGACACGAGUUCUCCCCCCCACCCCCCAAUUUUGCUUUGCCUAAGACCCUGAGCUCGAUGUAAAUGAAGCCCAAAGAACAGGGACAACUUGGGUCUGACCAUUUCUUAUAUAUUAUACUGAAGAAAAGAUGGGCUUGACUUCUAGGAUUGAUCCUCGGUCAACAGACUAGCCUGGUGAAACACCGAGUCUUUAAUCUGGAUAGACCCUCUCUGUCUUUCUCCACCCACCAUUGAAUCUGCAAAGUCCUUUAACUCUUUCCUGCCCAUACCCCAUUCUCCCUCCUGGAUUCUCACUAUGUCCAAGGUCAAUACUCACCUUGGCAGCUGUCCAACCGGUGGUGGCAACUGGCCCCAAGGAGCCCCUGUCUGUAAAAAUGUAUAAGAGGAUCAAAGCCAAAUAGAUAUUUUUACCCACACUGCAGCUUGCUUUGUGUAUUUUCCACUGAUAUUUAUAUUGCAAAUGCAUUACUGUCCAAAAUGUACUUUACAACAUCCCACAUCGCAGUGAUCCUUUGAAUCCUUUGUAAAACCUUAUGGCUAGCCUUGUUAUCAGAAGGGAGUUAUUUUCUUCUCCUCCUGUGCAACCUCUAGCUUUAUCUAGUUGCAGUUUGCCUUCCCCUGCCAGAGGAAUGCUGCCCUUUUCAGGGUCAGCCGGUGACCGAGGCUGCUGUUCCUCCAGUUCUCCCGCUGUUCAAGCUGCAGGUCUGGUUGGUGACCUCCCCCACCCGUCACCAGCCCUGGAUGCCCUGUGUCCUGAGAAGACUUCCUCAAAUUUGUUCUCCAUACUCGGUGAAAAGAUAGCCCCGUGGUUAUCUCGUAUUAUGGGCUACAAUAGCUUAUCUGAGCCAACAGAGCCACCCGACUCUGUAGCAACGGCAAGCAGGAGUUGUAGUUCCCCUGGGCUCUUGAGAGCAGCAACGCGAACCUUCCCACCCGUGCAUCCUCUGCACCGGUCCCUGGCAUGGUCACACUCUCGCACGGGCAUGAAGUUCGUUUCAGACUGGAUGUGGUACCCCAAAGCCUUGGAGGCUAUCAAGCUCCUCAUCCAAUCUAGGCCAAUCGAAAAGUUGCAUAAGAAGUUAACAUCCUCAAAGAAACAAUACCCCUGUAGCAGGGGAAGGGAAAGUGUCUCAACCUAACUUAUGUCCAUUGAAAAGGCCCAUUUAUGGGAACUAAAUGGAGUUUAUUAACCAGCCAGUGUCGUAGUGCCUUGCAGGGGCGAGGAAGGUUCUUAUUUGCUCUUUUAGUUAAUUUUUUUCCCUGUCCUCUUUGGUUGCCAUUUGCAUAGUUAGAAUUAUGACUGAAUAAACUGCCUGUGAUGUGAAGUUACCAUCGACGAUACAUUAACAGGAAUUUGUAUCAAUGUUUUGGGCCCACAAGCACCAUACAGCACAAUUUCAGCUCUUUUUUUUGUAAAUAGAUUUUUGUUGGCAUCUGAGCAUAAUGAUAAAAUACUAAGGAAUACUUAGUGAUAGGAACAUCUGCAAAAAUGUAAACGUGCAAAGAUGCCAGCGACUUCACAAAGUUAAACCUCAGAAUAUCAAGGUAACGAGAAAACAGGUGCAAUAUCCUGGUUUUUCCUCAUUUCCCAGGACUUCACUAAAGUGACAUUUAUACAGGUUGAAGAGACGUUGAAAAGCUCUAAGCUCAAAAUAAUUGGGUAAGGGACUUGCCACAGUGUGUUGAAUGGAGUAAACCUUAAAGAAAGCAGAACCAAAUAUAUAACCACUUUUGAUUGUGCUCUUUUUUUUUGUACAUGGUUUCUGAACUGUUUUAAAUAAGCAUUAGCAUUACUGUGCAAAAUGUGUUGUAAACUUCCCUGUAAACGUUGCUGUUUGUUCUAUUUUUAAUGGGUUUGUUGCACUUAGCCUCGCCCUUUAUACUGUGAUAUGUUAAAGCUUUUUGGACAGGUUGUAUAAAAGCAGAAUUUUUUUUUGUGUACACUGGAUGUUUCUUUGCAAAGAGAACUGUAAAUAAAAGCUGCAAGAUUCUGACAUACAA